AGAAAGAAAAAGACUUUUUGCGGCGAAAUUGUUAUCCACUGUUAAAAGACCAUCGAAGCUUUUUUAAGUUUCUCAAAACCCCAAAUCAUUCCCCAGCCAAAGAGAUUUCUCUUUCUCAUCUUCUUUUUAUCUAUCUCUUUAUCUAUUCGGUAUUACCAGAAUUUCAAUUUGAAGAUAGCAGAACCAUUUCUUUUCUUUUUAUUUCCUUUUUGUUGCCAUUUCCUAUCAUUUACAAAAGGGUCUUGCUUUGGAGAGCUCAUGAAUUCAUGCGGACAGCUUUUAUUUUUUAUGUGAAUUAGGUCUUUUCGAUUAAAUGAGUGGGUGCUUAAAGUGGAUAAAAUGGCGCUGGUGACCCAUCAAAUGCAGAGUUCUUGUACAACAUUUCUGGUGAGGCCUUUAUCAUGGAGCAAAGGAUUCAAACUGAAGCAACAUGUGGCAACACUUUACAUGUGUGGAAGAACAGAUAGGCGUUCCCCAAUAAAGCGUAGUCAUCGUAUAAAUGUAGGGGCUUGUUUUCAUGAGCGCAGAAUGAAAUUUUUGAAAAUUUCAGCCUUUAAAGGUAUUGCACAAAGUGAGGAAUCUGGAAACAGAGCAAAUGGAUCCAAAGUUGCUAAGAGUUCCGUUAAAGUUUCUUAUGUACCAAAAGAAAGAGGGGAGAUCAUAAAGGAAUCUUCAAAGGUUCACAGUGUUCCGGUUUCCUAUACCUCUGAUGGAAAUGAGGGAAUUGCAGGAUCGCCUGCUAUUCAUAAAUUAUUCAAGAAAUGGUUGAACAUGUUGCGCACUAAUUCACCAAUUCAAGUAGCAGAUGAAAAUUUGGGAGAAGGACCAUCUUCAAGUGAAGAAUUACAACAAAGUCAGAGUACCGCUCAAACCAAGGAAGGAGGCGAGAUUUUGAAGGGAGUUUGGUUUCACUUUCUGGGACUGGAUGCAACAUUAAAGAUACCCUUACUGAUUUUCAUCCCUUUGUACCUUGCAGUCAAUGUGAUUUAUGGGGUUGAUGUGUCGAAGGAGUUGACGCCUUUGUGGAUUUCGGGUCCGCUAAUUGUUGCCUUCCAUAUCAAGAUGCUCCGAGUUUUGUGGGCCCUCUAUGUCUUCAGCUUUAGGCAGACAGUAAAACUAAUCAAGAACUGGCCUACUUACUAUUUGGUGGCUUCUAGCUUCUUUUCUCAGGGGAAGCUUAAACAAGAUGCGCAGGCUCACAUAUUCCAGCCUGUCUUAAACAUUAAGAACCUAGACUACAAAGAGUUAUCAAGGAAAAAGAUGAAGGAAUUUGAAGAGUGGUUCAUGGAUAAGUGCCUUGAUUUUGUGGAAUUUAUAUGGCCCUUUUAUUUUAGGACUAUCAGAUUCUUAAAAAGAGCUAAUUUCAUUUAAAUUUGUGAUGUCAAAGUUGUAGGUGAGGGCAAAGAGUUGAUGAGUUGAUAUUAGUUUCCACAAAAAGAAGUUUGAGGAGGUUUAGAUUUUUGAAACAGAGUUGGGAAACCAAAACCCACCUUGAGAUAUGCGUCUUCUCAUGUCUUCAGCAAGUCAAGGAUCACGACAAAAGAAUACUUUUCAUAUUUCUGUAAUUUUGUAGCUCAUUCCUGCGCACGGUUGAUCCCAAUUAUCUCGUUUGUUUUUGUAUUAUUAUGUUCUUCGAGGUUCCAUGAAAGCCAUGGAAGUGUUUCGACUUUAUCGGGUUAUAAAUGGGCAUUUGUAUUGAUUUGGCUUUC
Molecule: messenger RNA, 1709 nt
Organism: Manihot esculenta (cassava)
Lineage: Eukaryota; Viridiplantae; Streptophyta; Magnoliopsida; Malpighiales; Euphorbiaceae
Exons: 5
Coding region: 340-1371 (343 amino acids)
Source: RefSeq, a predicted model, not a curated record